Messenger RNA from Sus scrofa (pig), 2929 nucleotides. It is a transcript of the gene MRPS14, whose product is annotated as mitochondrial ribosomal protein S14. Gene Ontology annotation, cellular component: mitochondrial small ribosomal subunit; ribosome. Gene Ontology annotation, molecular function: structural constituent of ribosome. Gene Ontology annotation, biological process: translation. The record is from RefSeq and is a predicted model, not a curated record. Lineage: Eukaryota; Metazoa; Chordata; Mammalia; Artiodactyla; Suidae.
CUGCGGCCCAGACCCCGCCCCUCGUGUCCGCUGUUUCCGGCUGUGUUAAUAAAGUUGCAGCGGUUUGCCGCUUGCGGCGGACAAUAUGGCGGCUUCCAUGCUGGGUUUUCUGCUGCGGACCGUCCGGCAGAUGGUUCCUUCAUCAGCUUCAGGCCAAGUUCGAAGUUACUACGUAGACUGGAAAAUGUUGCGUGAUGUGAAGAGAAGAAAAAUGGCUUAUGAGUAUGCAGAUGAGAGGCUACGGAUCAAUUCUCUCAGGAAAAAUACCAUUUUGCCUAAAGACCUUCAGGAAGUAGCUGAUGAAGAAAUCGCUUCCCUUCCCCGGGAUAGCUGUCCUGUUAGAAUCAGAAAUCGGUGUGUUAUGACGUCCCGUCCACGAGGUGUAAAGCGGCGCUGGAGGCUUAGUCGUAUCGUCUUCCGUCACUUAGCCGACCACGGGCAGCUGUCUGGGGUCCAGCGAGCAAUGUGGUAAUCAGCUCCAGAACCUAUUGAACUUGCAAGGAAACCAGUUCUGGCAAGAGACUUUUCUAAUAGACAAAAAGCUUUUAUGAGGGUGCAGAAUAGGAGUCUAAUCUACCAAAUGCUGUCUGUAGUUAAAUUACUUUUACAUUUUAAAUGAAGAAAUUUGAAUGUUUCCUUCUGUCAGUGAAUUCUGGCUGUGAAUUAUCUUUUCUCUUGGACUUAAUAAACAUCCUGUUACCAGGCAUAGGGCAAGGGAUAGAGUAAUAAAAAAAUAUUUCUAUGAAAGUAAUGCUCUGUAUGCUUGUCUUUUCCUUCGAGUUUUUAGUCUUUUAGCAAUACAAAAGGGCUCCUGUAUUUUUUAAGAGCGUUAUUUUAUACAGCAAUAUUAUGUUGUAGGUAAUCCAACUCAAUUGGUAUGUAGCAAUUUUUAAUCAUGAACUGGGUACCUUGACCAGCACAGCUCAUUUAUUUAAUUGUUAGGCAAACAAUACAUUGGAAGGUAAAGCUGAUGUUUUGAAUUAUCUAACUAAUGCUCAAGUUCUUUAUGUAAUAGCUAAACAGAGGCAGAACCACUAAUCAUUUUCUUGUUCCGUCUUCAAGGAUCCUUAGAACAAAAUAUGUCUCUUUAAGCCCUGAAAAUCUAUCCAAAGAGGAAGAGUUUUGCUGGAAUAGUAUAUUUCUCUGUAUUCAAAUUUAUUUAAUCUGUGACAGACAUGAGUAAAGAUAGCUAAAGUUUGUCUUGUGCAGUGUUGUCAGCCCAGUGAUAGUACAUGCAUGGAGUAGUAUGGAAGCAUCGAUCCAGAAGGUAUUUCUGGAGCUGAAACCUGAACUUAGGAAGCAAGGGGUGAGACUCUUUGCAAAGGGAGCAGUGGAAGCAAAGGCACAAAGGCAUCAAAUAGUGACCUGCUGUCAUGUCAAUAGAUCAGAACUAAGAAGCACAUGACAAAGGCCGUUAUCGAGGAAGACUUCACAUGUGUGAAGGAGCUGAGACUUAAAUACCAGCUGUUGGAGAGUUUUAAGUAAAGGGAUGACAUGAUAGUUUGCUCUUCAGACAAAUGACAGCUAUGUAGUAGAUGGCCAUGAGAAGAAGUGGCUGUAAGAUAUAUAAGCAACUAGGGAAGGUGUCUAAUUGUUGAGGAAGAGAAGGACCUGAACUAAGAUAGUAGAAUUAGCAGAGUAGUUGGGAGGACAGAUUUUAAAAGUUUAUUUAGGAAAGAAAAUUGGGCAAGAUCUAGAAACUGAUUAUAUUUAAGUGCUUUAAGAGCUUUGUCUGGGUUCCUGGUAAGGGUGACUAUAUACAUGGUAGAAGGUAAAUCCAAAGUAGAAAAUUAUGGGGGGGAAAAGAAUGAUUUGGUGGGGGGAGACACGAUAUGUACCUAAGUUCAGGUUUCAGGUUUACAAUGUUGGAGAUGCCUGUGUCAUCCCAAUGGGAAAGUGUAGUCUGGAAAUCAGGUCAUGAGAGGAAAUCAGCAAGAUAUACCUUGGAUACAUAGUUCCUAAUUUUUUUUUUAUUAUUAUUAUAGUUGAAAAACAGCCAUGUCCUUUUUUUUUUUUGGUCUUUUUGCCAUUUCUUGGGCUGCUCCCGCAGCAUAUGGAGGUUCCCAGGCUAGGGGUCUAAUCUGAGCUGAAGCCACUGGCCUACACCAGGGCCACAGCAACGAGGGAUCCAAGCCGCAUCUGCAACCUAUACCACAGCUCAUGGCAAUGCCAGAUCGUUAACCCACUGAGCAAGGCCAGGGAUCGAACCCACAAUCUCAUGGUUCCUAGUCGGAUUCGUUAACCACUGCGCCACGAUGGGAACUCCAUAUUUCCUAAAUUUUUAUUACAACUUACCAACUGGAGUGCUCUAGCUAAUAUCCCAACUAGUAACCAGUGUUAGUCAGAUCAUAACUAAAACAUGAAGGUUGCUGAUCUCUGGCAUGUCACUGAUAAUCCACUUUCUCCUUUGUUUGAAUCAGGGUCUAGGCAUGAUCCAUACAUUUGUUAUGGUUGCCGUUUCCCACUCCUCCCUUUUUUCUUCAUAUUAUUAAUUUGCUGGAGGAGCCAGGUCAUUUGUCCUGUUAACAUUUGGCUGUUUUCUUCUUCAUGUGUCCUUUUAACUUAGUCUUCUAUCCCUGUGAAGUGGUAGCUACAUUCAGAGGCUUGACUAGAUUCAGGUUCAGUAUUUUAGGAAUGAACUUUCUCAAGUGUGCUGUGUACUCUGUCCCAUAGGCACAUAACUUGUCCAAUUUUUAAUGAUCAGUGGAUUCAGGUAGGGUCAGUCUAAUUUGUGCAUUUGAAGUUCACCAUUUAUUAACCUGUCACCUAAUAAUUUUAGCAUUUCACUCAUGGUUUCAAUUAAUGGUUAUUUUCUAAACUCCAUCAUUUUUUUUUGUGUUAGCCAGAACUUCUCUGUAAGGAAUUUUACCUUAACAAUUUGUUCUCCUGAAAUACAUUUCUUAAAUUCUAAAUAAAUGGAGUGAUUUUC